AUGGUCCAGUUGUUCCUUUCUGAGCAAGAUCCAGAAAUCGAAUCGAUAAGCCAUUUUAAACAACUGAUUGGUCUUAAGGUCGAAGACCAGGUUUACGGUACCUCAUGCGGGACGAUGUUCUGUAAUGAAGCGCUCGGAGAGGAAUGUAUCGCUGGAAAAUUGUGUGGAUGCCCGAAGGGACAGAAACGAAAGGAUGCACAGAGCCCUUGUCGUGUGGCAAGUGGCAUGUUCGUGGAAUCCUUCAAUCUGCCGCUUUACGUCAUACGAGACGGUAAUAAUCCACUGAAAUAUACGCCAGGUCUUGCUAACCCGCGAGAUGACAGACAUAAGGAACUGGUGGAAAGGUUCGAAUCUGGAGUUGGUCAGAGCUACGACAAGACACCUCUCAAGAACGGAUUCGUUUCUGUCGAAGUAAAUGACAUCGAGGAGCCGUCGCUGCGAAACGCGUCUUGGAUCUCCGGUGUACUGUACAACUUCACAACUCACUUUGUUCGUGGUGCCGUCGGUGCUCCAUCGUCGGUCUUUACUGAUUUGGUCGAUUAUAUCAUCAAGAAAAACAACUAUGAAGUGAGUGACUACUUUUAUCCAAGUUAG
Molecule: messenger RNA, 594 nt
Organism: Ostertagia ostertagi
Lineage: Eukaryota; Metazoa; Nematoda; Chromadorea; Rhabditida; Trichostrongylidae
Source: the annotation of a GenBank genome assembly